Molecule: messenger RNA, 5520 nt
Organism: Drosophila montana
Lineage: Eukaryota; Metazoa; Arthropoda; Insecta; Diptera; Drosophilidae
Gene: lbk
Product: lambik
Exons: 9
Coding region: 585-4691 (1368 amino acids)
Cellular component (GO): extracellular matrix
Molecular function (GO): protein binding
Source: RefSeq, a predicted model, not a curated record
GUUCUCGUUCAGUUGUCAAAGCGUAAGGUCGUCGCGUUGCGCAUAAAUGUUUGCGUUUCUCUACGCUUAAUUAAUCGAAAACAAAAGCGCGUGUGUGUUGCCAAUCAAUACAAAACUAAGCAGAAACACAAAAUAAUGCAAUGCAUGUGAACAGAAUAUAUGUGAUAACACAUAAUAAUCAUAACGCGUUGCAUUUAAGCAGGCAACAAAAUUCUAAUAGUGCAAGUGAGAACUCUACAGAGAGAUAGAAAGAGAGAAAGACCAAGAGCGCCUGCGAGAGCGAGCAUAAAAUCACAGUCACCGCAGCAAUAACAAAAAUAAAUACAUACACAUAUACAUAUAUGGCGCUGAUCAUGCAGCAGCUUCUAACGAAGGAAAUGCGAGCGUGCUUCACAACACUGGCCGUUGGCGAGGCCGCCACUGACGCCGCAGCCACUGCGCAGGAAUAACGGAAUGUAGGGAAAAGCGCACGCAAAGUUGAAAACGUUCGAAUUUAUCAAGCAUACAAAACAACAACAUCAACAACAAAUAAAAACCAAACACAAAUUAAAAAGCUAAACAGCAAAAGAGCAAAACGCCUCAAAAUGCACGUUUCGACUAUAAAAAGCGAACAACAGGAAAGGGCAAAGGAUGCAUGUGCAUGCGCCGUAGACGCAGCCACAACGAUAAAGUUUAAUAAUUAUCGAAAACGACGCAUAUGCAACAGCAGCAGCGGCAGCAGCGAGAACGGUAUUAACAACAACUACAUUUGCAAAUUUAUAAUGACGACGUCAAUUCUGCUGCAACGCCUCGCAACGCUGAGCAUGAGUGGCAAGUGGCGACGGCGCCGGCGGCGGCGCAAACAGCAAAACGACAACGCAAUUCUUAAAGCAACAACAAGAACAACAGGCGCCAAUAAUGAUAAUUGUAAUUAUAGUACAACAACAAUGCGUACCAAUGAUUUCAAUAAAAUCAAUAAAUUAUUGCUAAUUACGUGCAUGCUGCUGAUAACAACUACAACAAUUUGUCAAAGCUAUGUACCAGGCGCUGCCGCCGCCGCUGCGCCAUCGACGUCAGCGUCCGGCGAGGCGUCAACGUCGCCGUUGAGCGCGCUGCUCAAAUCGGGCGGAGCCUCCUACAAUCAACAGCUGCCGCAGCAACAACUUUUUGCGAUGUUAGCAAGGAAUAACGGUGCUGGCAUCGGCCUCGGCAGCGGAAACACGGCUGCGCUGGCAUCGGCAGCAGCGGCACCGCAUCAGCAUCAACGUCAGCGUCCACGUUUUCUGCCGCUGCGCGAAGACGAAGAUUCGGAGGAUGCGGCCGAUGAAGAAUUUGCUGGCUUGCAUAUUCCAAUGGAAAUCGCAGCGGCUGCUGCUGUUGCUGCUGUUGCUGCGCCGUCUUCCAUUUCAUCCGCUUCGCUGGAAACAAGGGGCUUCGUGGCCGACGAUGGUGGGCAAUACGAGCAGGCGGAGAGGGCGCUGGCAGCCGCCGAAUCAGCGGCAAAUGCGAAUGCCAAAAAUAACAACAACAUCAACUGUCCCAGGGAGUGCAAGUGCCUGAACGUGUUCUUCGAUUGCGAUAAGCUGCACUUGGACCGUGUGCCUGUGCUGCCCAGCUAUGUGCGAACGCUGCAUCUGGCGGGCAACAAAUUGAACGACAGCACCGUCCUAGCGAUACGAAAUCUGCCUGAGCUACGCAAACUCACACUGAAACGCAAUCAAUUGGAUGUUAUGCCCAUGUUUGUGGGUCUUACUGAAUUGCAGCAUCUCAAUUUGGCCAACAAUCGCAUACAGCGAAUCUCGAGCGGAGCGCUGGCGCUGCUGCCAAAACUCAAAUCGCUGGAUCUGAGCAAGAAUCAGCUGCACAGCGUCGAGGCCAAUGUGUUCCCCAGGCCCAAUCGGCUGGCGCACUUAAUACUCAACUCCAAUGAGAUAGCCAAUGUGGAUGAGCUGGCGUUUGCGGCAUUGAGCAAUCUAACGGAUCUGGAGUUGAGCAACAAUCGCUUGACCAGCCUGCCAAUGGGCGUGUUCAAGAAUUUGAAUCGCCUGAAGAAGCUCGCACUUAACUACAAUCAGCUGGAGAUCAAUUGGUCCACAUUUCGUGGCCUGCUAUCGUUGCAGAAGCUCCAACUAAAGGCGAAUAACAUUAAGAUGCUGCAGGAUGGCGUCUUUCAUGUGAUGCGCAGCAUUGAGAGCAUCGAGCUGGAUCACAAUGGCAUCAGUUCGCUCUCCCGCCAGGGUCUGUUCAAUUUGACCAAGCUGCAUCAUCUUAGUUUGUCCAAUAAUUCCAUUACACGCAUCGAGUUGGACACUUGGGAGUUUACACAAUCUCUGGAAUCGCUGGAUUUGUCGCACAACUUUAUUAGCGAGUUCAAGGCACAGCAUUUGGACUGUCUUAAGCGUUUGAAGACUCUGAAUUUGGCGCACAAUAAGCUGCAGUAUUUGCCGGAGAAUACGUUUGACUGUGUCAAGAAUCUGGAGGAACUGAAUUUGCGUCGCAAUCGUCUCGCCUGGAUCAUUGAGGAUCAGUCGGCUGUGCCGCCAUUUAAGACGCUACGCAAACUGCGCCAGCUCGAUCUCAAUGGCAAUUAUCUGAAACAGAUUAGCAGCAAGGCUCUUAGCGGUCUCAUUAGUCUGGAGCUACUCAAUCUGGGCGGCAAUGCUCUAGCCAGCAUACAGCCGAAUGCUUUCGAGCAUAUGCAGAACCUACAGAAGCUCGUCUUCAAGUCGGACAAUUUUAUAUGCGAUUGCGAGCUGCUUUGGUUCCGUCAGUGGCUGCGUACCCGCUUUGCCAAACAGGCUCAGCAGCUGCUCACGAACGUGGUCUGCGGCUAUCCGGAUCAGCUGCUCGAUCGCCAGCUGUUCAAUCUAACCGAAAAGGAACUGGUCUGCUCUGACUCACCCAAACCGGUGGUGCAAAAAGAGCCAACCAAUUUGCUGGCCGUGAAGGGCGCCAAUAUAACCUUGGAGUGUAUAGCCAGCUCGCCAGCUGCCGCCUCUAUAGCCGCCACCGAUGAGCUGAAGAUUAAGUGGCGACACGACAAUCAGCACGUGCUGGAGCAUCAAAGCCUACACGAUGGCGCAAGCACAGAAACCCAAAUACAUCACGAUCAGCGUACCAAUCAGACAACCAUUUAUGGCUAUCUGCGUUUAUCCAAUGUCAGCUACGAGAGCGCCGGACGCUAUCAGUGCGUGGUAUCCAAUGCAUUUGGCACGACCUACGCACAGAAGUUCAAAAUAUCCAUAGGCAUUCAUCCCAGCUUUUUGCAUGUGCCUUCCAAUCUAACGCUGGAUGCAGGAGAAACAGCACGUCUGGUCUGCUCCGCCAGCGGUGAUCCAAUGCCGGAGAUAGCAUUGCAAAAGUUUGGCGCUAGGGAUUUUCCGGCAGCCACAGAGCGGCGCUUGCAGGUGAUACGCGAGGAGAACGCGUUUAUCAUCACCAACGCCAAGCCCAGCGAUUCAGGCAUAUAUACCUGCACAGCAGAGAGUCCGGCGGGCGCGAUCAAAGUGAAUGCCACACUGCUCGUAAAUGACAAACCGCUGCCUAGCAUACCGCUGGUGCACAAGGAGGUGGUGCUGGGACGCACCUGUGUGCUGGAGUGCCUCAGCGAAACGAUUAACAUGGAGCUGGAGCAGCAGCAUCGCGAGUGGUACAAGGAGAACAAACCGUUGCACAAUUCACCCACUGGGCCCGAUGCGGAGCGCUUCUACUUUACCAAGAACAAGGAAGUGCUGGUCAUCGUGAAUGCCCAGUCGAAUGAUGCGGGUCACUAUCGCUGCGAUAUCAGCGACAAUUUGCGCACCCUAACGCUGCAAUCGGAGCUUUUGGUGGUGCAGGAUAGCUACAAUAUUGAUGUAGUGCUAUGGUCCGUGGCGCAUGUGACGAUUUUCUGUGCCCUGAUUGGCAUUUGCGUCGUUUGGAGCACUUUGCGCUAUCAGCGCCGCAAACAAUCGCAUAGCAGCAAUCAGAAUACACUGGAACAGACGCAGCUAACGACAUUGAAUCUUCCACAGCUGCGACCAUAUCAAUCGCAGCAGGUAAUCGACGGAUUGGCCAGCGCGCAGAAACAACAGCAGCGCCAGCAACAGCAACAGUCGCAAACGCAGCUGCGUCCGCGCAGCUUGGCGGAUUUGGGCGCCGGCGAGGCACAGACGCACAGUCGCCUGAUUGUUACCACAACGCCUUCGUAUGAGCAGCGCUGCCUGGAGCAGCGAUGCCUGGAGCAACGCUGUCUGGAGCAGGGCCUGACGCUCAGCUUUUUGCAGCAGGCGGAUCUCGAGUUGCAACAGGACCAUUUAUCCAGCAAGGAUUCCGGCACUGGCUCGGAUGCGGCGGUUAAGCGUAGCCUCGAGGAUUUUGUGGUCGCCAUGCCGCUGCGUCAGCCGCGACGUCGACUUUUGCAUGAGGAUGACGAUGUUGAUGAUGACGAUGUGGACGAAGCGGAUGACGAUAAUGAUUUGCAGUUUGCGCCGACACGUGCGCUCGGCGUCUCCGUGUACGAUGACAUGGAACUGUACGAGCUGAAUCACAGCGCUGCCGAGCAGCAGCGUUUUCUGCGCAACAACAAUCACAACUACGAUGGUGGGGGCGCGGGCGUGGCAAAUGGUGGUGUAGCGCCGCAGCUGACGCCGCCGGUGGCGCCGCGCAAGUGCAGCGCACAUCUGAGCGGCACCAGCGUUGACUACAAGGCAGCCAGCGCGGUGGACAUUUAAGUUUGAGCCAAAGCCAAGAGAAAUGCAAAUAAAACCAAAAUGCACACACCAAAAAACAUAAACUGGAGAGAUGGGCUGCGCUUGCCACGCCCCCUCCCUUAAAACCAAAACCACCCGCCACCCAAAAAAUAAGAAAAAAAAACCUAACAAACGAACAAAGACUGCUACUCGUAAUAUAAAAGUUAAAAUUUAAAUAUAAUAAUAUAUGACGACGCUUGCCAGUAGGCGGCCUUAAAGAGUAUAUAUGCAACUGUCCCUGCACAGAGAUAUAUAUUAUGUAUAUGUAUAUAUAUAUGCUGUAUAUAUAUUAUAUACAUACCAGUGUCUUCGUAAUUUAUGAAAUUUAAUGGAUUAAUUAUUAAUUACUUUUAAUUAAAAUACAAUUAAAUAUUACUCUAAUAUCUAAGCAUACUGUAUAUUUAUAAUUUGUAAUUGUUUAUUUCGCUUGUGAUAUUAUUUAUUAUUAUUUUUUGAUUGCUUAAAUAUUUGCAGCUGUAUAUAUAUGGCACCUGUUACCAAUUAGUAUUUAGUUUUAAUUGUAGCUCCUAAGUCCCAAUUGCCACGAAAUCGGCUAUGAAUUGCUAAAAUAAUGUACUAUAUAUUGCCUGAAUGCGUUUAUAUAUACACUCGCGUAUUUAAGUCUGUUUUAUGAUGCUACUAUUUCAAAUUUGAUAUAUGUUUAUGUGAAUUGAUUUGCCUUAUGCUUAUGGCCUUGACUAUAUAUAUAUUUAUAUAUAGUAUUUGAAAAAUCUAGAAUCAUAAGUGACAAAUUUUUGAAGCAAAAUGAAGUCAACAAAUGCUAAUAAAAUUCAAGUUUAUAAAAUUUAAA